AUGAUAUGGAAGGUUCGAGUUGGAGCAUAUGAAGAACUCACGAAAAAAUUCUCAACAGCAGAUCCAAAUGAAAAUGAGUUCAGACCUUAUGAAGGACUUUUGAAAAAUAUUGCUACAGACUCUAAUGCGGUUGCUCAAGAAGCUGGAUUAUUAACAUUAUUUGCAUAUGUAGAAAAUGCUCCCAAUCCUACAAGACCGAGAGCUUCAAUUGUACCCGCAGUUGUAGAUAAAGGGUUUGGUUCGGCUCGCGUCGGAACCAAAAAAAAAGCUGUGGAUCUCAUUCUAAAAUAUAUAGAAGUUGAUAUUCCUGAUCCAGUUGCCAAACAACCAAAAUUAGUUGCAACCACAGUGCAUGCACUAAAAGAGAUCAUAAGUUCUUAUGGUGCAAAGACUGUAAAUAUAAAAAAUAUUUUAAAAAUUUUACCAAAGAUAUUUGCACAUACCGAUAAAAAUGUUCGAGCUGAGGGAUCUCUACUUGUAAUAGAGUUGUAUAAAUGGUUAGGUCAAAAUAUUAAUUCAUAUCUAUCAGAAUUGAAACCAGUUCAGAUUAAAGAAUUGAAUGAAGCUUUCGAAAAAUUACCUCAAGAAAAACCUACACAACAAAGAUUAUUACGUUCACAGCAAGCUGCCGCCGAAGCGGCUGCAGAGGCUGGUGAAGCAGAUAAGGAAGAAGCGGAAGAGGAAAAAGAAUUAGAUGCGUAUGAAUUAGCAGAACCUGUUGAUAUAUUAUCAAAAAUGGCCAAGGAUUUCUAUACUCAAUUGGGCUCUUCUAAAUGGAAAGAGAGAAAUGAAGCAUUAGUUGGUUUACUUGAAAUUUCCAAAACUCCAAGAAUUGCGGAUAAUAAUUAUACAGAGUUACGAAUAUCAGAUUCUAAUAUAUUAGUGGUUACAUCGGCUGCUGGUAAUAUCGAAGCAUUAGCUUCGGGUUUAAGAGAUGCAUUUGCGAAAUAUAAAUCAACGGUGAUAGAUGUCGCUGAAGAUAUUAUAAAUGCAGGAAAACAUAAGAAUCCUCAAGUGAAAACAGAAUCCAUGAAGUGGUUGGUCAGAUGUUUAAAAAGUGCAAAAGUUGCUCCUAAUAAAGCAGAAAUUAAAUCUUUAAUUGAAAUGAUGGUGAAAUCUUCCGAAGAUAGUUUUGAACCUGUACGUGUUGCCGCAUUUGAAGGUCUCGGUACCAUUAUGAAAGUUAUUGGUGAAAAAACUAUGAACCCUUUUUUGGAAGGUUUGGAUGAUAUUAGAAAAGUAAAAAUUAAAGAAUUCUUUGAUAAGGCUGAAGUGAAAAUUAAAGUAUCUACCGCAAAACGACCUCCUCCCCCUGUAAGCAGUUCACCUGCUCCAAAAGGGAAAAAAGAUGAACCAAAAAAGGCUGCACCAAAAACUGCAAAAUCACCUGCGAAAAAAGUACCAGCGAAAGCAGCGAAAACACCUGGUGCAACUUCAGCAAUCGUACCACCAGCCGCGAAAAAGGGAGGAAAAACGAAGGAGGAAGAACCUAUAAGAUAUAAGUUUACUAAUGAAGAAGUUGAAGAUAAAUUUUCUGAAAUGAUUCCAGAAGAACAAACAGCUGAAAUGAGUGAUAAGAAUUGGAAGUUACGUUUAGCAGCAAUUGAAAAAUUGUAUGAUACCUUGAGUGGGAUGGAUCCAGCUGAAGUUGAGGCUGAAUUGGUUGUACGAUUUUUGGCCAAAAAACCUGGUUGGAAAGAAACUCCUUCUUUCGGGAAACCAACGGCUGCACUUUGUAUUCCAAUUUUAUCGGAAAAAUUAGGAGAUAUCAAAGUUAAAAAAAGUGCAGGGGAAACUUUAACCGCAUUUGCCGAAAAAAUAUCAUUGCAAUUUGUUCUUGGGCAAGCCUAUGAACCUUUACGUAAAGCAAAAUCUCCUAAAGUGUUAGCUGAUAAUUUAACCUGGAUUAAUGGUGCUUUAAUGGAAUUUGGAAUUGCGGGUCUACAAAUCCGAGAACUUAUUGAUUUUCUCAAAUUUUGUUUAUCAAGUACCAAUGCUUCUGUUCGUACCAAUUCGGUUACCAUAUUAGGUUCCUUAAGAAUUCAUGUUGGUCCUGACAUUAGAACAUUUGUUCAAGACUUAAAUGCUACUCAACUUGCUAUAAUUGAUAAUGAAUUUGAAAAAGUCAAAGAUGAAGCACCUCCCAAACCCGUAAAAGCUAGCGUUGAAGUAACUAGUUCAGGUGGGAAAAAUGACGUUCUAGAUGAACUUUUCCCGAAAGUUGAUAUUGGUGCAUUAUUCACAAGUAAAAUUCUGACCGAUGCUAAUGAUGAUAAAUGGAAAACUCGAAAAGAAGCAUUAGAACAAAUUAUCUCGAUUAUUGAUGCUCACAAGAGGAUUAAGCCAAAUUUAGGUGAUUUUGUUCCAAUUUUAAAGGCACGUCUAGCAGACAAUAAUAAAAAUAUACAAAUGAUGGCAUUGGAUAUUUGUGGAAAGUUUGCAAACGCGAUGGGAAAACCAUUUGAAAGACAUGUAAAAAUAUUAAUUGGACCUGUAAUAGCAGUAUUGACAGAUCAAAAAGCCACGGUUCGUGGUAGCGCAAUUAGUGCAUUAGAAUGUUUAGCAAAUGCUACUGGACUUGAUCCUUUAGUUCAAUCAUUGGCAACUAGUAUCGCAACUGAAAAUCCACUUUUACGAAAAGAUUUAUUAACAUGGUAUUCGGAUCGACUUAAAGAUGCCGAUGAAAAAAACAAUUUACCAGAUUUACAAUCAUUCGUGUUACCUAUAUUAUCAUGUUUACAAGAUCGUAAUGGUGAAGUAAGAAAAGCUGCUCAAAGUUGUUUAGGACCUAUAGUAAAAAGUGCUGGUUAUGAUUUUGUAGUAACCCGAUGUGGUGAUCUUAAAGGUGCAGUAAAACAAUCAAUUAUGCCAAUGAUUGAAGCUGUAAGACCGGCUCAUGGUAAUGGACCACUUCCUAGAGGAAAAGAUGCUAAAAAACUUGGACAAAAAUCUCGUAUUGCAACUACACUAGCCAAAGAUAAUUCGGAUGAUGUAGAAGAUGAAGAUCCAACUCCAAAAUUACCACCCGGAUUAGUAUUAAGACCACCGGCUCAAAAUAAUAAUAAUACACGUACACUUGCACAACCACUUCCAGUUUCAGCCGUACCUAAUUCUAAUAUUGCAUCAGGUUUAACUCAACCAAAUAGCAUAUCAAUGAAUGGGUCACAACAAUCAUCUUUAAUACCUCCAAAUCGACUUCCAUCCGCUAUAGCCCAAAGGGGUAUACAACCACCUAAUGGAAUAGGAAAUGGUAUAGGAAGUGGAAUUGGAGGUAUAAAUGGAAGUGGAAUAGGUGGUGGAAUGACAAGUGGAAUAGGAAGAGGAGGUUUAACAGCACCAACUUCACGUCUUCAAUUUUCUAAAUUUCGUCAAGGAUCAAAUGGUAUGAUGAUGAAUAAUCAAGUACCCAAUGAGAUAGUUGAUGAAAAGAAUGAACCUUCACCAAUGGAUAUUGAUAAAUUUGAAUAUACUGAGAAUCAAAAUUCAACAUUCUUAUUGGAAAUUGUUAUAUCCAAAAUCCAGAAUACCGAUUAUCAACAAUCAAUUGAAGGAUUAAAAGAUUUAGAUAAACAUUUAGGUUCAUCACCUGAAUCACUUGCACCAUUUGUUAAUGACAUUAUUAGUGCAUUAGCGAUACAAGUUCGAUAUUCAUUUUCACAACUUAAUUUACCGUCACAUGUAUUACUUCGGUUAUGCAAGCAUUUAAUUAAUGCGUUAGUGAUGUUAUUUUCUAAUAAGGAUUUGGCAUUAAAAGUAUCUCAAGAAUCACUUAAUAAUUUAUUAACCGAAUUAGCACAUCGUUUAUUGGAUCAUAAUCUUCAAAUAUUAGAAGGAGGUCAACAAUUAUCAAAAGCACUUAAUGUAUCAAUGGUUAAAGUUCUUGAAAAUAACUUACGAGAAGUAGAUUCUUCGACUCAUACAAAAUUUACAGAAUUAAUAAUGAAAUGUUUAUGGAAAUUAUCAAAAACAAUUCAAGAAAAUUUAAAGAGUGGAGCACUUGUACCUAAUGAAUUAUUAUUGGAUAUUCAUCAUUUUAUGAAUUCAUAUGGACCAGCUGAUCGAAAAAAUCGUACAUCAGAAAAUUCACCAUUAGGAGAAGUUCCAUUUAAAACAAUUAAGACAAUAUUAUUUGAACUUAUAACGGGACUUGGGGAAAGCAUAUUUGAACAUUUAAAUCUUAUCGAUAAUCCACAAAAAAGUAAUUUAUUACCAUGUUUAAUUCAUAUGUUUGAAGCAUAUAAGAAAAAACAACCAAAUUCAACGACAUUACCAGCGACGGCACUUCCAUCGACAUCAACAACAUCAAAUGUUCCUUCAGCGACAAGAACAUCACCAAAUACUCCUAUGACACCAGGGUUUCCCAAUACAACUGGUAACGGAAGGUCAUCUGGAUCACAUGAAGUAGAGAUGAAUGCUCGAUUAACUCAAAUAUUUCUUAAAAUUGGUACACGAGAAGAUACAAAACAAGGUAUCUAUGAAUUAUACGAAUUCCAAAAACAUCAUCCUGAAAUGGAGGGUAAGGUAGCGACACAAUUAGCAAAAACAGAAGUUAAAACUUUAAUUCCAGAAGAAAGUGGUCAAGAAGAAAAAGAUGUAGAUGAUGUGUAUAAGAAAAAACUAGCAAGAUUACAGCAUGUCUUUGGUUACGAUGAUAAAUGA
Messenger RNA from Diversispora eburnea, 4659 nucleotides. The record is from the annotation of a GenBank genome assembly. NCBI's taxonomy places the organism in Eukaryota, Fungi, Glomeromycota, Glomeromycetes, Diversisporales, Diversisporaceae.